Molecule: messenger RNA, 941 nt
Organism: Culex quinquefasciatus (southern house mosquito)
Lineage: Eukaryota; Metazoa; Arthropoda; Insecta; Diptera; Culicidae
Product: blastula protease 10
Exons: 3
Coding region: 12-848 (278 amino acids)
Biological process (GO): proteolysis
Molecular function (GO): zinc ion binding; metalloendopeptidase activity
Source: RefSeq, a predicted model, not a curated record
UGCAAAACAGUAUGAAGACAGCUUUGGGGGUCAUUUUGAUUGCAGUUGCGGUGGUUUCGCUUCAAGGUAGUCCGCUGACUAAACGUCUCCAGCAAAUUAGUCCCGAGAAUCUUGAACGCUUGCGUCACCCGAAGCCCGAUGAGCUAAAGGAGGAACUGAGUGGCCAGUUCGAGGGCGAUAUCGUGCUGACCGAAGAGCAGGACGAUGCCAUCCUGCAAAGUCACAAGCGAAACGGUCACGUAGAUCUGGAUUACCGAUGGCCGAACAACGAAAUCCCGUACGAGAUUGCGGUGGAACAUUUCUCUCCAGCGCACGUGGACUACAUCGAGCGAGGUCUCCGGAUUCUGGAGCAACGGUCGUGUCUUCGGUUUCGACCGCGUCGCGACGACAGCGAAUCGUACAUCCGCGUGAUCGGAGACGACGCCGGCUGCUGGUCCCGGGUGGGAUACGUGAACGAAGGCAUGCAAGAGCUGCACCUGGAUCCGGAUCCGCUGGACACGGGAUGCUUUCGCAUUGAAACGAUUGUGCACGAGUUUCUGCACUCGCUCGGAUUCUACCACCAGCAGAGUGCUACCGAUCGGGAUGACUUUGUCGAUGUGAUACUGGACAACAUCCAAGACGGGAAGCAGCACAACUUCAACGUCUAUCCGGCGGACGUUGUGACGGACUUUGGCGUGCGAUACGACUAUGGCAGUGUGAUGCACUACGGACCGAUGUCUUUUAGCAAGAACGGAUUGCCGACAAUCGUGCCGAAGGAUCCGAACGCGGUCAUCGGACAGCGGCUCGGGAUGAGUGAGCGUGACAUCUCGAAGCUAAACUUGAUGUAUGGGUGCUUGAACAAAAAUUAAAAGUCCAAAAGCUUCUUUCACAAACUCACUUACAUUUCCAUCAUUUAAAAAAGCUACAAUAAAUUCGAUUGUACAUCUUCUUGAUUUUCAAAA